This is a messenger RNA of Trichomonas vaginalis G3, 650 nucleotides long. RefSeq lists its product as uncharacterized. The annotation marks the transcript as partial. The record is from RefSeq and is a predicted model, not a curated record. Lineage: Eukaryota; Parabasalia; Trichomonadida; Trichomonadidae. The transcript has a single exon.
AUGGAUAACACAAAUUUAAAAAAUUUAAUUGCUGAUUUAGUACUUAAUCAAAAAUUUCUUAGUUAUUAUGAAUUAAAAUCAUAUCUCCAAAAAUAUAAUAAUAAUAUAACGGGUGAUGAUAUGGAAUAUUAUUAUCCAUAUUAUAAAAAUGAAAUUUUGAAAUAUCAUAAUAAAAUAAUUUCUGAAAUUAAAGACAAAAUUAAAAAUAAUGAAUAUUCAAAGGGAAAAACUAAAUCACAACUUAAACAAUUGAAAGAUUUCAAAAAUAAAGUAUUAACAGAAGAAGAUAUUGAUGAAUUAUAUAAAUUAUAUAAUCCUGAGCUGCAAAAAACAAAGGAACAAAAACAAAAGGUGCAAAACGCCCAGGUCAUUCAGACCAUAAAUGAAGCACAAGCUUUAAUUUAUGAUUCAUUAGUUAAACCAUAUUCAGCCCGACUUUUAAAUGAAGAUCAACUUUUGGAAUUCAUCCUUCAACAUAAACUCGAAGCGGGAAAGUAUAUCAAACCUUUAUAUACAGUAUAUUUAAAACAAAUGAAUAGAAUACAUCCAGAAUUAAUGAAAGGAGGAAUGAAAUCCAAAAUCAAAGCAGAUAAAAUUAAAUCACUUGCAACACCAAAACCUCCAACAGUAGUACCUCCUCCUUCAGUUAA